This is a messenger RNA of Dibothriocephalus latus, 1458 nucleotides long. NCBI's taxonomy places the organism in Eukaryota, Metazoa, Platyhelminthes, Cestoda, Diphyllobothriidea, Diphyllobothriidae. The record is from the annotation of a GenBank genome assembly.
AUCGAAGAUUUCCGCAAGCGCCUCAAAGAAAAAGAGGGACUCCUUGAAAAGAAGACAAAACUCCUGGGGACAAAUGCCACCAGUAAACGUCAACUUGAAACAGAAGUCACGGAACUAAAAGACCAAAUUGAUCUUAAGGAAAGGAAGAUCUCCCUGCUGCAGCGAAAAAUUGAAAAUUUGGAGGAAUUAGUGACCGAAAAGGAAUCACAGCUAGCAGGCGCAAAGUCUCGGCUUUCGCGACUGAACACUGAAAAGACAGGCUCCGACGGCUCCAAGGCCAACCUCGAGGAAACUCUUAAAGAGAAAGACCGACAAAUUGAACGCCUCAAAGAGAGCCUUCAACGACUAGAAAAUGAUACAAACGAGGAGGUUGAAUCGCAGAAACGUCUCCAAUCGGAACUCCGCUCUAGACUAGACGCUGCACUACGUGAUCUGGAUGAGAAGACGUCUCAGUUGGCCGAACUGCGCGAGGAAAUGGCUCAGUUGCGUAGCGUGCGGUACAAGCGUGAUACCGAAAUCAGCCAAUUGCAAUCCCAGCUCGGUCAACGAGAUGCUGAAAUAUCAUCCCUGAAGAUGGAAAAACAGAUGCUUCAGAAGCAAGUAACAACUGAAUCAGAAAUGAAAUAUUCGAAGAUAGUCUCCGAUCUCGAGGGUCAAGUGAAUCACUACAUGGAGUCGGCGUCCAAACUACAGACAGAGGUUGAUCGCCUUCUCAGCAUGAUCAGAAAUUCGGAUUCGGAGAAGCUGGACAAAGAUAAUCAGAUACAUGAGCUUGAGGAGCAACUUCACGACGCCCAAAAUCAGAUUAGCAGCUUGAAGAGGGCGCAGCAGAUGGAUCGAAAGAAGAACGCACAAUUCUUGGACGAAGCUCGUCAACGAGCAGACAAUAUUCAAUCUGACGCUGAAGUUCUAAAGAAUAUGAUGUCAGAGAAGGAGGUUCGCAUUCGAGAGCUUGAACAGGCCCUACGGGAGAGCGUUCGCCUCACUGCCGAAAGAGAAGCACAUGUAGCGAGUAGAGAGGAUUCGACUCGCCAACUGGAACAACAGAUUCGUGAAUUGCGGUCAAACGUCGAGCAUCUACAGAGAGAAAGAAACAAUUUGUCGGCCCAACUUGCAAAUCAACAAGAGGAGCUUCGCGAUCGAGAAAGUCAACUGAAGAAUCUUGAAUCAGACUGCUUCCAGGGCUAUAUUCCGGAGUUGGAGAAACUGCGUCGUGCAAAUCAAGACGCCAACCUGAAGAUUGCUGCUCUCAUCAAGCUAGUCCAUGGUCAUGAGGACCACCUGACGGAACAAGAUAGAUCAGUGUUGGCCACUAUUCCGAUGUUCCCCGGAUACGCCACGAAGGGCGCCCUCGGUGCGAAGUUACACACACGCACCUGGGGAACUACUUCCGGGUCGGUGCCCAACGUUGGUCUUCUGGCGCCUGGCAUCGGUGGAACAGCCGGAGGUGCCGCAGCG